AACUACUUUUCCCCAGCAGCAGCAAGCAGCAGGAGCCGACCGAGGAAGCUAUAGUCUGACUCUCAUUGUGUGUGUGUGUGAGGAGAGACGGAGGCAGGCACAGGAGCUUCUGUAAAGCCGCCUGCCCACGCAACUUUCCCACCAGGGUUCCCCCCUCCACCACACACACUGAGUAACACCCCUUCUCUUGCUGCAUCUCCAGGCCCUGGAAUCAGGACCCCCCCAUUUCCACUCCCUACUCCUGGAGGUCACUUUUAUUUUUGUGCACAAGUUGCUACAUCUUUGGAGGAAGAAAGAAGCCAUAGAAGGAAACUGAGGUCAAAUCGUCCCCAGGGGAGAGAGUUGGGGGGAAAUCCCUCAUUUUUAGCCCAACUUCCUCCUCCCUUUUUUGCGUUUGGUAGAUUAUUUUUUGCGGGGGGCAGGGAAGCAUCUGGAAUUUCAGGUGUUGGGAGCAAAGGGGUUUGUUACAAAGUCCCCCCCCCCAAUUCAGGGGAGUUUAGGAAACUUUUGAAAGGGAGGAAAAAAUUCAGUCUGAGAAAGGAAACCCUGAAAUCCUCCCCUCUUUGCAGCAAAUUUUGGGGAUCCCUCCAUCCUGGGAUCCGUCCCCCCCAUGGAUUUUUCUGAGAUUGUAAAUUUCGCCCCCUCGCUGUUUUAAUUUUGGAUUAUUUCAAAUCGCCACCGACCAGCGCGCGCGAGUCCUCCACCCUGCACCAGGGCUCAAGGGGGGAUUCCUGUGGUGGAGGGGGCCGCAAAGCAGGGGGAGCUGGGGGGAAAUGCCUUCCGUGAUGGAAAAAUCCGCCCCGGCCUCCGGGAUCCUGUCGAGGAGCCGGGCGAAAUCGGCCACCAAUGGCAAUCAUCAGACCUCGGAGGAUGAGAGCAGCGAAGAAGAGCAUUCGCACGACAGCAUGAUUCGGGUCGGGGCCGAUUACCAAGCUGUGAUCCCUGAGUGCAAGCCAGAAAGCCCCGCUCGCUACAGCAACAAGGAGCUGAAGGGGAUGCUGGUCUGGUCACCCAACCACUGUGUGUCUGAUGCCAAAUUGGACAAAUACAUUGCAAUGGCCAAAGACAAGCAUGGCUACAACAUUGAGCAGGCCCUGGGGAUGCUGCUGUGGCACAAACAUGACGUGGAGAAGUCUCUGGCUGACCUGGCCAACUUCACACCCUUUCCAGACGAGUGGACAGUGGAGGACAAAGUGCUAUUUGAGCAGGCCUUCAGCUUCCAUGGCAAGAGCUUCGCGCGCAUCCAGCAGAUGCUGCCUGACAAGCUGAUCCCCAGCUUGGUGAAGUAUUACUACUCCUGGAAGAAGACAAGGAGCCGUACGAGUGUCAUGGACCGGCAAGCGCGCCGGCUGCUCAGCAAGAAGGAGCGGGAUGACAGUAACGACGAGAUGGAGGAGGGACGGGCUGCCAGCGAGGGGGAGUUUGAUGCCAUGGACUCCAAGAAGGAGGUGAGGGCUCCAUUCCCUGCCUUGGCCAGCCAAGCUACGCCGGGUCCAGGAUCGGGCUCGGGGCCUGUGAGGAAGGAGGUGCAGCUGUCACAGUAUCGGCACCACCCACUGCGCUCACGUCGGCGCCCCCCCAAGGGCAUGUACCUGAGUCAGGAUGACAUCGCUGGCAUCUCGGCCAGCCCUGAUGUGGGCACCCUGGCACUGCGCCACCUUGACUCGCAGCUCAUCUCCCUCAAACGCCAGGUCCAGUGCAUCAAGCAGAUCAACAGUAGCAUGAAGCAGGCCCUGGAAGGUGGAAUUGACAAGCUGCGGCCUCCAGAGGGAAACGGCAAAUUCAACUCGCGCUGGACAACGGAUGAGCAGCUGCUGGCUGUGCAGGCCAUCCGCAGGUACGGUAAAGAUUUCCAAGCUGUCGCCGGGGUGAUUGGUAACAAGACGCUGGCCCAGGUGAAAACCUUCUUUGUCAGCUACCGGCGCCGCUUCAACCUGGAGGAAGUGCUGCAGGAGUGGGAAGCUGAGCAGGGGGAGUCUCCAGGGGCCCGCUCCCCCCCCCACGACACCAAGAGCUCCAGUGUCUCACUGGCCAGCAGCGAGGAGGACGAUGAGGUGCAGAUCACAGCCGUGUCCCGCUCUGCCCAGCAGCAGCCGCAGGCCCCUGCAUCCACCACAGUGGUUCCACCCUCCGCCUCCCCCCGGCUGCCACCCACCACACUGUCGCAGCCUCCCCCCUUGCUGCGGCCCUCGUUGCCCACCGCGCCCACGCUGCACCGCCAGCCACCUCCCCUGCAGCAGGGACGCUUCCUGCAGCCUAGACUAUCUCCCAACCAGCCCCCUCCGCCACUCAUCCGGCCUGCUGCCUCCCGCCACCCCGGACGGGGGCCCCAGCUCCCUUCCUCAUUGGUGGGUGCGACCCUGGAGCCACCUUCCUCCUCCUCCUCCUCCAGUUCCCUCUGAGGCGAGGGGGGAAGAGGAUAGCUGAAGCCCCCUUCUUUAGUGCCCUGGAUCCUGCUUGGCUGAGGGCUCAGGGGUUCUGGCUGCCCCAUAGCGAUACACUGGGUGGUGUCUCUAGGACUCACUCCACCAGCUGGGAUUGGAAACCCUCCCUCCUCCAGGGAGGGGAGAGACUGACAGAUGUGCAUUAGCUGAGCCCAACCCCCCUGGGGAGCAGAAGCCCCCACACCGUGGCCCAUGUGGGCUCUGGAUGGGGUCCAGGAAGGGGAGUGGGUACCAAUGCCAGCUGUGGGGAGCUUGGGGUAGGGGGUUCUUUACUUGUAGAGGGACAUGUAGGGUGGCACACGCCUGCUGGUGAGCCAUGCCCAGUGCACAGCAGGGACCCUCCUCAACCUGGGAGCUGGGGUGGGGACGCUCCUCCCUGGGGCUGUACUGACUCCUGGGAGGAAUGGUCUUGUGCUGGGGGCGGGGAGCUGAGACUGGCCCCAGACUGGCCGAGCAGUUGCUAGGGAGAUAAUAUGUUGUGGGGCAGGAGUAGCACAAAAGCCCCCCCUCAAAUGGGGCCCAGCUCCCUCACCUGGGGCGGCAGCGCUGGCUCCCAGGGAGGACCUGAGUGCCGGGGUCCAGGUGGGGGGCAACCAGUAAGAACCCCGGGUGAGGCACGAGCAGGACCGUUGAGGGGGCAGCAUUGAAGAGGCCUUGGAAGAAGCACAGAACUGGAGGGGUCAGGCUAGAGGACAGCAGCUUGGCAGGACCUGCACAGCCACGGCACAUCCCUCCCUCCCGCGUUGGGUGCAUGCUGCUCUGCUGGUGUGUGGGCAACGGGGCAUUUGUAGACAGGGCUUGUGGCCCUGGGGUGGUGGUGGGGAAGUAGAUGCUACAGGGGGUGGAGUUAUGUUCAUGUUGCAUUUUGAAUAAAAGUAUUUUACUAUG
This is a messenger RNA of Pelodiscus sinensis (Chinese soft-shelled turtle), 3332 nucleotides long. Lineage: Eukaryota; Metazoa; Chordata; Testudines; Trionychidae. The record is from RefSeq and is a predicted model, not a curated record.